UCAUAAGAGGAUUUAAUCAUGUAGAACUACUUGGAAAUCUUAGUCAGCAUGAAUGUACCACUGUUUUCUAUGAUGUCAUGAACAAUAACACAGACAAUUACUACUUUAGGGUGGAAAUGAAGAAUCCAGCGGAAUGGAAAUGGACAUAUUACAACCCCAUCAGCAUUUCUGUCUCCAAUGUACUGGAGCUUCCCAUCCUUACACCCACUCAUCUGCAACCAGUGAUGGAGAAAACUACAGUCAAUCUGAGCUGCUCUGCUGAAGCCCCCUGCCCCAAACAACCACCUACAAUAUCCUGGUCUAACAUCCCAGAAUCUGCAAACAUUACAACACAGUUACAGAAGAAACCUAAUAAAACCCAGUCAGUGUUUUCACACGUGAUCUUUAAAGCUUCACACACUGAUCACAGGAAGAACAUCUCCUGCACUGCUACAUAUGUAAUGCUACAAGUCCUGUUUUCUCCAAAAGAAACUCACAUCACCAUCGAUCCAUCCGAUUCAGUCUCUGUUGGCACCAAUGUGACUUUGACCUGCAAAAGCAAAGCCAGUCCAAAUGAAAUGAACUACACUUGGUACAAACGUGGACAGGAGAAAGAGCUGUAUUUUGGAGAACAACUAACCUUUCAUGUAAAUAGUGGAGGCUGGUACUUUUGCAUAGCAACAAACAUGCAUGGCAGUCAAACAUCAGAAGAGAUUCAUCUGAUUGUGGCAGAAUCACUGAUCAUCACAGAGUCAUUGAUCAUUGGCUGUGUAGGAGGAAUUUCAGCAUUUCUGUUCAUCUUUGUUCUGGUAAUACUUUUUCGAAGAUUGAAAAAAGUAAAGGCAUCUAUUAUUAGGGAAACUGACGUCUCAGAUCAGGGUCACGAAAAACAUGUGCAGGUCAACUCUGUUUACAUUAAUAGUGCUUUUUUUGAUGGGUGAAGAGCUAGAGAUGCCAAAGGAUGAGAAUGACAUUAACUACUAUGAGGAGAUAAAAUUCUCAUCUGCUCAAACCAAAAGCACCACCCAGAAGAUCUCAGGACAAGAGACAAUAUAUGUCAAUGAUAUAGUCUGUGGUUCAGGGAAAGAUUAGUUUACAUUGGAAUAAACAGCUUAUGAAUAAAAUCUUUAGCUU
Messenger RNA from Labeo rohita (rohu), 1113 nucleotides. RefSeq names its product vascular cell adhesion protein 1-like. The coding region runs from base 78 to 920 and encodes 280 amino acids. NCBI's taxonomy places the organism in Eukaryota, Metazoa, Chordata, Actinopteri, Cypriniformes, Cyprinidae. The transcript is spliced from 6 exons. The record is from RefSeq and is a predicted model, not a curated record.